UCAUUUUAUUCUUUGCUACUUGUAUCUCUACUUAUAUUUUUAACUUUUAUUACAAAUACUAUACUCGUCCAAAUCCACUCCCUGGUCCAUUCCCUUUACCAUUUAUUGGAAACAGUCACAACUAUAGCGAUGUAAAAAAAUUUUAUGAUGAAUGUCAACAAAAAUAUGGUGAUAUUUGUGAAUUGAUGCUCGAUCGCAGAUAUAUCAUUCUUUCACGACCGGAAUAUAUUAAAAAAAUUUGUGCUCCUGCGCAAUAUUACCAGAGACUUCCAAAUUCUCCAGGUAUAGUUGAAUUGGGAAUGACCAAUCAUGGACUUUUCUUCAACGAAAAUAAUGAAAGCUGGAAUUAUAAUAAAAAAUUCUUUACUGAGGGAUUGUCGAAUAAAUUUGUCGAUGCAUCUAUAAUACCUAUAAGUCAAAUAUGCGAAGAAUUGGUCGGUUAUUGGCAAUCUCUAGGAAAGCAAAAUGUUUCAAAUAAUAAUAAUAAUAGUUGGACAUUAGAAACAGAUUUUUCAGAAUGGUUUCACGCAUUUGCUAAUGAUUUUACUUCAGUACUUGCCACUGGAAGGCGCACGUAUUCAAUUGCUUCUUAUUAUAACACACUAAGUAUUAACAAAGCCAAACUUUCUCAUGCGUUAGUUCAAGAUGGUGCCGACUUUUAUAAAGCAAUCGUAAAAUUUAUGGAAAGCCUCUUGUUUUUCUCAUUCUUUAGUCCUUUUGUUAGGCAUUACGUUCCAAUAUUCAAAA
Messenger RNA from Racocetra persica, 747 nucleotides. The record is from the annotation of a GenBank genome assembly. NCBI's taxonomy places the organism in Eukaryota, Fungi, Glomeromycota, Glomeromycetes, Diversisporales, Gigasporaceae.